Messenger RNA from Spea bombifrons (plains spadefoot toad), 2196 nucleotides. It is a transcript of the gene PDE12, whose product is annotated as phosphodiesterase 12. The record is from RefSeq and is a predicted model, not a curated record. The transcript is spliced from 3 exons. NCBI's taxonomy places the organism in Eukaryota, Metazoa, Chordata, Amphibia, Anura, Pelobatidae. Gene Ontology annotation, cellular component: mitochondrion. Gene Ontology annotation, biological process: nuclear-transcribed mRNA catabolic process, deadenylation-dependent decay. Gene Ontology annotation, molecular function: 3'-5'-RNA exonuclease activity. The coding region runs from base 218 to 1975 and encodes 585 amino acids.
GUAGGGGUGAUCUCUCCCCUUAUAUUGGUUGAGUCCAGAUAUUGACACUGUGUGGUGAUGGAAGGCUGGUGGGGUGAGCCCCCUAUGAUGGUUGAGUCUGGUCAUGAACUAUGAGAGCGCCUGUGCACCCCCUUUUUUCUUCUCCAUGAUGGUUGCGCCCUGUCAGUGAUCCCACCCCCGCCGCAUUCAUUAGGCCCAAGUGCCAGCCGGCAGCGUUAUGAGUGCGGUGCGUCUGCUGCUGAGCCGGUUGGGUGGCAUGGAGCGGGCCGUGGUCCGGGCUCUGCCCUCCGAGCCCAAGCUGAGCAUCUCGUUGGAGUUGGCCGGCAGCCUCCGCCACCUGCAGCGGGAGCAGAGUGAGCCUCUGGGCCGGGCCCUCGCUCGCAUUGCCGCCAGCGCCACCCGGGCCCCUAGCAAGAAGAUCCGGCGACAGCAGCAGCCAGAUCCUCCUCCCUGUGUCCGCCUCACCUACCGCGGCCUGGCCGUGUCCGAUGAGGCCCUGAACGGCGAGGCGUGGCGGGACGGCGCGGUGCUGGAGGUGGGGGAAGCCCGUUACUUGGUGCAAAGGAACCCACCAAGCUGCCUCCAGCUGGAGCUGCCCAGCCGCCUGUUAGCCGGCUUUCCGCUCUGCCCCGCGGUGCGCCUCGAGUUCGCCCGGCCCGAGCUCUGCCGCUUCGUCUGGUACCGUGAAGUAUUGGGGAUGCCCGGGGUCGAGGAGCCGGGUCAGCCCCAGGCACCAGCGGAUCCCUACGAGGAUCAGGCCCCUGUAGAAGCAGGAGACUGUCCCGAACCUCCUGCGGGUGCUGGGUGGGAGGAGGCCGGCCGAGGGCAGCUCUUCACCCCCAGUGCCUCGGAUGUCGGGCUCCGGCUGAAGCUGCGCUGCACCCCAGGGGACGGGCAGCGGUUCGGGCCGAGCCGGGAGCUGGAGGCAGGGAGUCCGGUGGAGGCCGGUCCGGGGAGCUGCACGUUCGAGCGGCGGCACACAUUCACGCAGCACGAGACCCGGGACCCCGUCCUCCGCACCGCCAGCUAUAACGUGCUGGCCGACGUGUACGCGCAGAGCCCCACCGGCCGCACCGUGCUCUUCGCUUACUGCCCCGCGCACGCCCUGGAGCGGGACUACCGGCAGAGCCUGCUGCGGAGGGAGCUGGCAGGGUACCGGGCUGACGUUAUCUGCCUGCAGGAGGUGGACGGCUCCGUGUACCAGGAGAGCCUGGGGCCAGCGCUGGCAGCCGGCGGCAUGGACGGCGUGUACCGGGGCAAGGAGCGGCAGCGCGAGGGUCUGGCCACUUUCUUCCGCCGCAGCCGAUUCAGUCUGGUCGGCCAACAUGACAUCCGACUCAGCCAGGCCCUGCUCGAGGACCCGCUGCAUGCGGAGCUGCUGGCCAAGCUCCAACCGUACCCGGAUGCCAGGGACAGUGUAGUGCAGAGGUCAACGGCCCUGCAGGUUUCCGUCUUGCAGUCGAGGUCCGAUCCUUCCCAAAAAAUAUGCGUCGCGAACACGCACCUCUACUUCCACCCCAAAGGCGGGAAUAUCCGGCUCGUUCAGAUAGCCGUUGCUCUGGCCCACAUCCGCCGCGUGGCGUACGAGCUCUAUCCCGGCAUUCCCAUCAUCUUCUGCGGGGAUUUUAACAGCACCCCCACCAUGGGUAUGUAUAGCUUCGUCAAAAACGGGACCAUCGACGAGAGCCACGAAGACUGGACCUCGAACGGGGAGGAAGAACGCUGCAACAUGUCGCUGUCCCACCCGCUCAAGUUGGAGAGCGCGUGCGGGGAACCCGAGUAUACGAACUACGUGGUGGGCUUCAACGGCUGCCUGGACUAUAUAUUCAUCGAUGCACAGAGAGUGGAGGUGGAGCGUGUGAUUCCGCUGCCCACCCAUGAAGAGGUUACGCGGCACCGGGCCUUACCCAGCGUCUCCCACCCCUCGGACCACCUCGCGCUCGUCUGCGACCUGAGACUCAAACAGAUUCCCUGAUCUGCGGGUCGCUGGUCGAAGUGCCAAUGACGUUACUGGGUUUACACAGGUGUUGCCAUGGAAACCAGAAGUGCUCAGCUGCUGUUUUUAUUAUAUUUUGGGUGAAUAUCAGGUGAUUUUAGGAAUGUUGUAACUGUUUUAGAACUUGUAGGUGUCUGAGAAGGACAUCAACGGAGCUUUAAACGGGUCCAAAGAUUAUAAUAAAACAAUAAAUGAGUCCA